Messenger RNA from Blepharisma stoltei, 291 nucleotides. The record is from the annotation of a GenBank genome assembly. NCBI's taxonomy places the organism in Eukaryota, Ciliophora, Heterotrichea, Heterotrichida, Blepharismidae.
AUGCGGAUGCUUGGGCAGCGGAAUGGAGCAUUAACAAGUCAUUGGAAGGAUAUUGGAGCGAUUAUGGAAGCACUACGUAAAUUUCUUUGGGUUGGCUUAGGCUUAGGAAUAUAUCAUCAAAAAAGUUUAGAAGAGAAGCUUCUAUGACUAAAAAAUGUUUUUACGAGACUUUGCAUUUUUUUAGUAAAAUUGAAGUUGUUUUUAUUUUUGCUGUUGAUUUGACAUUGUUGAUAUGAUUCUGUUGUAGAUACUACUAUUGAUGGUUCAGAUAUGUGACGCAGUUUUGAAUAA